Elephantulus edwardii (Cape elephant shrew) is the source of this 3231-nucleotide messenger RNA. RefSeq names its product nucleoporin 160kDa (gene NUP160). The record is from RefSeq and is a predicted model, not a curated record. The coding region runs from base 1 to 3231 and encodes 1076 amino acids. Gene Ontology annotation, molecular function: structural constituent of nuclear pore. NCBI's taxonomy places the organism in Eukaryota, Metazoa, Chordata, Mammalia, Macroscelidea, Macroscelididae. The transcript has 28 exons. Gene Ontology annotation, cellular component: nuclear pore.
AUGGCGGCGGCGGGAGCCAUGGAACGGAGCUUUAUGGAGAUCAGCGGAGCUGAACGCGAAAGGCCGAGGCAUUUUCGGGAAUUAACAGUCUGCGGCGUUGGGACUGUGCCUGCUGUGGCCGGAGCGGUGAAAUACGGAGAGAGCGCGGGAGGCUUCUGCUAUGUGGAAAGUGGCAGAUUAUUCGCAGUCACCAGAAACAGGUUCAUUCAUUGGAAAACCUCAGGAGAGACAUUGGAGCUGGUGGAAGAGUCACUAGAUGUAAACCUGUUGAAUAAUGCAGUUCACCUCAAAUUCCAAAACUGCAGUGUCUUACCCGGAGGAGUGCAUGUCUCUGAGACGCAGAAUCAUGUGAUCAUCUUGAUAGUAACCAACCAGACAGUACACAGAUUACUUCUGCCACACCCUUCUCGGAUGUAUAGGAGUGAGUUGGUAACUGAAAGUCAGAUGCAGUCAAUAUUCACUGACAUUGGAAAGGUUGAUUUCAGGGAUCCGUGCAACAAUCAGUUAAUUCCAACUGUCCCAGGACUUUUCGCUAAUUCUACUGCCUCCGCAGCCUGGCUCAGUAUUGAUGGAGAGGCCCUGUUUGCACUUCCAUCUGCUUCUGGGGGCAUCUUUGUCCUUAAACUACCUCCUCAUGACAUACCUGGGAUGAUGUCAGUCGUGGAACUGAAACAGAGUUCAGUGAUGCAGCGCUUACUUACAGGCUGGAUGCCAACAGCUAUCAGGGGUGACCAUGGCCCAUCAGAUCGUCCUGUCAGUCUUGCUGUUCACUGUGUUGAGCAUAAUGCCUUCAUCUUCGCUCUGUGUCAGGAUCAUAAACUACGAAUGUGGUCUUUUAAGGAUCAGAUGUGCCUAAUGGUGGCUGACAUGCUGGAGUAUAUCCCUGUGAAUAAAGACCUGCGGCUCAUCGCUGGGACUGGACACAAACUGCGGCUUGCUUACUCCCCUUCCUUGGGGCUCUACCUGGGAGUAUACAUGCAUGCACCAAAGCAUGGACAGUUCUGCAUCUUCCAAUUGGUGACCACUGAGAAUAACCGCUAUAGUUUGGAUCACAUUUCCUCACUCUUCACUUCUCAGGAGACACUGAUUGACUUUGCCUUAACCUCCACGGAUAUCUGGGCCUUAUGGCACGAUGCUGAGAACCAGACAGUUGUGAGAUACAUCAAUUUUGAACAUAAUGUUGCAGGUCAGUGGAACCCAGUUUUCAUUCAGCCUUUACCAGAGGAAGAGGUCAUCAUCAGAGAUGAUCAAGACCCCAGAGAGAUAUACUUACAAAAACUUUUUGCACCAGGACUAUUUGUAAAUGAAGCUUUAUGUAAAGCUUUACAGAUUUUUUGCCGAGGAAGUGAAAGAAAUCUGGAUCUUUCUUGGAGUGAACUAAAGAAAGAAGUCACUUUAGCUGUUGAAAGUGAGCUCCAAGAAAAUGUGACAGAGUAUGAAUUCUCCCAAGAGGAGUUCAGAAGUUUGCAGCAGGAAUUCUGGUGCAAGUUCUAUGCCUGUUGUCUUCAGUAUCAGGAAGCUCUCUCUCGUCCUCUUGCCCUGCACUUAAAUCCACAUACAAAUACGGUGUGCCUGCUGAAAAAGGGAUACCUGUCUUUCCUUAUGCCCUCCUCCUUAGUGGACCAUUUGUAUCUCCUGCCUGAUGAGAACUUUUUGACUGAGGAUGAGACAGCCAUAUCUGAUGAUGUGGAUGUUGCUCGGGAUGUCAUGUGUCUUAUAAAAUGCCUGCGGCUGAUUGGAGAGUCGGUAACUAUGGAGAUGUCAGUUAUGAUGGAAAUGAGUUGUUAUAACCUACAGUCCCCAGAAAAGGCUGCAGAACAGGCUGUAGAAGAUAUGAUCACUAUUGAUGAUGAAUCUAAUCUUCAACAUUUAUCAGUACUGGACCUCACAGACUCGGCUGCUUUAAUGGCAAGUAAAUUUGUAUCUAGCCCUCAGACAGUUGUGGAGUUAUUCUUCCAAGAAGUUGCAAGAAAACUCAUUAUAUCUCAUCUCUUCUCACAACCAAAGGCACCUCUGACCCAAAGUGGAUUGAAUUGGCCUGAAAUGAUUACUGCAGUUACCAAUUAUUUCUUGCAACUUUUAUGGCCUAGCAAUCCUGGUUCUCUCUUUUUGGAGUGCUUGAUGGGAAAUUGUCAGUAUGUGCAAUUACAGGAUUAUAUUCAAUUGAUCCAUCCCUGGUGUCAAGUCAAUGUUGGUUCCUGUCGAUUUAUGCUGGGACGGUGUUACCUGGUUACAGGAGAGGGACAGAAGGCUCUGGAAUGUUUCUGCCAGGCAGCAUCUGAAGUGGGCAAAGAGGAAUUCUUGGAUCGCUUGAUUCGCUCAGAAGAUGGGGAAAUUGUGUCCACCCCCAGGAUGCAAUAUUAUGAUAAGGUUUUGCGUCUAUUAGAUGUUGUUGGUUUGCCUGAACUGGUUAUUCAGCUGGCUACGGCGGCAGUAACAGAAGCCGGAGAUGACUGGAAAAGUCAGGCCACUUUAAGAACAUGCAUUUUUAAACAUCAUUUAGAUUUGGGUCACAACAGCCAAGCAUACGAGGCCUUAACCCAAAUUCCUGAUUCUAGCAGACAGUUAGAUUGUUUGCGGCAGCUGGUGGUGGUUCUUUGUGAACGUUCCCAGCUUCAGGAUCUUGUCGAGUUUCCCUACGUGAAUCUGCACAAUGAGGUUGUGGGAAUAAUUGAAUCACGAGCGAGAGCUGUGGAUCUUAUGACUCAUAAUUACUAUGAGCUUCUGUAUGCCUUUCACAUUUAUCGCCACAACUACCGAAAAGCUGGCACAGUGAUGUUUGAGUAUGGAAUGCGGCUGGGCAGAGAGGUUCGGACUCUCCGGGGACUUGAGAAGCAAGGCAGUUGUUACCUGGCUGCUCUCAAUUGUUUACGACUCAUUCGGCCAGAAUAUGCGUGGAUUGUGCAGCCAGCGUCGGGUGCAGUGUAUGAUCGCCCUGGAGCAUCCCCAAAAAGAAACCACGAUGGAGAAUGCACAGCUGUCCCAACAAAUCGACAAAUUGAAAUCCUGGAGCUGGAAGAUCUGGAGAGAGAAUGCUCCUUGGCUCGCAUCCGCCUCACCCUGGCUCGGCAUGACUCAUCAGCAAUUGCAGUUGCCGGAAGUUCUUCAGCAGAGGAGAUGGUCACCCUCUUGGUUCAGGCUGGCCUCUUUGACACUGCCCUAUCACUCUGUCAAACUUUCAAGCUUCCCUUAACACCAGUCUUUGAGGGACUUGCUUUCAAGUAUGUGUAA